This is a messenger RNA of Achroia grisella, 2482 nucleotides long. RefSeq names its product protein enabled-like. NCBI's taxonomy places the organism in Eukaryota, Metazoa, Arthropoda, Insecta, Lepidoptera, Pyralidae. The record is from RefSeq and is a predicted model, not a curated record. Gene Ontology annotation, molecular function: SH3 domain binding. The transcript has 12 exons. The coding region runs from base 176 to 2335 and encodes 719 amino acids.
GCGAUCUAUAGAUCAUUUCUCUCGUGUUAUGUGUUUGUGAUAUAAUAGCGUUGACAAAGAACUAUUGAGAGCGUAUGAACGUACAACAAUGCGUUCUUUAUGUGUUAUAUACGUGAAUUUUUUAUUGUUUUUAUAACGUGAUAUAGUGAAGUUUCUGUGAUAUAACAUUCCAAACAUGCGUCGCAUGAAAAUCAAUAUAGAUCCGGAUUUAGGUGAUCUGGAGGAGAUGUUAGCGAAUGUACAGAGUCAACUUGAAAACGAAAUAGUUUUGGAGAAAGAGUCCAAAAUGCCCUCACUGACCAACGUUCAGGAGUCCCCGAAAAUGGUGAAGAGGAAUUCUUCAUUCAACCGCGGCGAGAAAAUGGAACAAAGGCGACCGCUGCCCAGACCACCUCUCGGUAGAACUUAUAGCGAGGUAAACUCCGGCAGUCACUCAUUGAAUGGUGAAUACAGGAAUGGUCAUUAUAGGAAUGGGGAAAGUGAGUACUGUGAACCUAAUGUGGAUUAUGGCACUUUACGAGGAUCGCAGAACAAUCUGAAGGCAGAUGAAAUGGGCUCACAAUCUUCGUUAAGAUCGUUCAGAUCAGAGCCUAUGCAAAGGCACUCUGUAUUGAGUUUACCAGAUAAUAGAGGGUCAUCUGCGUCCCUCAAUGGAAGGGGGAAGACUGCCACACUGCCAAGAGGAUAUGGAUCCAACAGGGAGAAGAAAUGGGAAGAAUAUUGGGCACACGAACAGUCAAUAAGCAGCGCGCGCGCCUCCGUGAUGGUGUACGACGACGGGCUGAAGCGGUGGGUCCCGUCGGGGUCCAGCUCGGGGCUCUCCAAGGUCCACAUAUACCAUCACACCCAGCACAACACCUUCCGGGUAGUCGGCAGGAAACUCAACGACCACGAGGUGGUUAUAAACUGCGGUAUAGUCCGCGGUCUCAAGUACAACCAGGCGACCGCCACGUUCCACCAGUGGAGGGACGCGCGCCACGUGUACGGACUCAACUUCUCAUGUCGCGAGGAUGCGGACAGCUUCGCGAGAGCCAUGAUGCACACGUUAGAGAUCUUAGCAAACAAACCUAGCAACAAUUCUGCGCCACCGCCUCCCCAGGCACCGAAUCCGCCGGGCCCGUACAACGGGCACAAUAACGUUCACAACUACGACGAGGAUAUGGGAUACAGAACGAUGACGCGGGAGGACGCCGCGAUGCUGCAACAGCCACAGUACCACGCGCCACACAAUCAGCAACCACAGUAUCAGCAUCACGCGCCCCCCAGCCAAUAUCACGCGCCGCAUCAUCACCACCAGGCGCCGCAGCCAACUCCGCCCGCGCCACCGCCGCACGGAGCCGGACACACGCUUCCGCACGCGCACGCGGGUCAUCAGCCGCAUCCGCCGCCCACCCACCACCGUACCAACAGCGCGCCGAUGCCGCCCAACAUGUCGCUGUCUGCGGCGGGGCCCCCGGGCGCCCCGGGAGCGCCGGGCCCCGCGGGCCCCGCGGGCCCCGCCGCCCCCGCGCCGCCGCCCGUGCCCCCGCACCAGAACCUGCCGCCCGCCGCGCCCACCAACGGUCCAAUGCCACCGGCGACACCGCCGGCCGCUCCUCAACCACCGCCAAUGAUGAUGGCAACUGCGACUCCGCCCGCGCCGCCCCCGCCGCCGCCCCCGUCGACGGGUGGUGCCGCGGCCACGUGCUCGCCGCCGCCGCCGCCCCCGCCGCCCGCGCCCCCCGCACCCGACCCCGCCGGGCUCGCCGCGCAGCUGCAGCAGGCCCGCCUCAAGCGGACCAACACCGCGCCCAGGCAAACGGUAGUGACAGGCGAAGCGGCGUCUCCACCCGGUGGGGCCGAGCACUCAGGUUCCUCUUCAUCAUCAGGCGGCAGCGCAGGAGGCGGAGGACGUGCAGGCACACUGCACUGCAUGAUGAACGAGAUGGCGCGGACCCUCGCCCGCCGUCGAGCUCACUUAGACCGGGCAGAGGAGUCGUCGGCGGACAGCUCCGCGCCGCACACCCCGCCGCGCGCCGAGCGGGCCGCCACCCUGCCGCACAGACUCCCCGCCUGCAACGGAGCCGCCGGUAACGAGCCCACACCACACACCACACACCACACACCACACACCACACACCACACACCGACCACACCCCGCCGCGCGCCGAGCGGGCCGCCACCCUGCCGCACAGACUCCCCGCCUGCAACGGAGCCGCCGGUAACGAGCCCACACCACACACCACACACCACACACCACACACCACACACCACACACCGACCACACCCCGCCGCGCGCCGAGCGGGCCGCCACCCUGCCGCACAGACUCCCCGCCUGCAACGGAGCCGCCGGUAACGAGCCCACACCACACACCACACACCACACACCACACACCACACACCACACACCGACCACACCCCGCCGCGCGCCGAGCGGGCCGCCACCCUGCCGCACAGACUCCCCGCCUGCAACGGAGCCGCCGGUAACGAGCCCACACCACAC